Microplitis demolitor is the source of this 4002-nucleotide messenger RNA. RefSeq lists its product as uncharacterized. Lineage: Eukaryota; Metazoa; Arthropoda; Insecta; Hymenoptera; Braconidae. The record is from RefSeq and is a predicted model, not a curated record. The transcript is spliced from 8 exons. The coding region runs from base 231 to 2333 and encodes 700 amino acids.
AAUAUAUAUAAUAAUGAUAGAUCUUGGAUUAUUAUUUAAUGAUUUUGAGCUGAUGACGUUGGAGAAGAUUUUAAAAGACGAGACGUGGAUUUGUGUGCAAGGAUUGUAAAGCUGCAGAAUUUAAAAAUCCAAACGUAAAAAAACCUAAAGAUAUAAAAUUACAAGAAUUGGAGCAACGGCUUAAAGUAGCGGGAAAAUCAUGUUUUCAAAUAAAAAAUCGUCUGGAUUAUAUGACGAUGCUGUUUAAAAAUUCUGGUCCAUCUGAAAUAGAAAGAUCACUCAGAAAAUCAAGUGAUUCACUUUGCAGUGAGAAAAGUCGAGAUUUUUGUCUGCCGGUCAGUGAAGAAGACAACUAUCAUGAUGUUCAAAGUAUGGGAGACAGUUAUCAGCAAAUUGGCAGUGAAAUUUGUUCAGUUAUUAGUGAAGAAAAAAGUUUAUCCGCUAGACCAUUUCGAGCCAAAUCAGAUGAGUAUUUUUCAGCAAGCAAACAAGAAUCCCAGGAUGUUUUGACAGGAAGAGAAAUAAAUAUUAAAAUGAUGGAAAUUUUGCCUAAGGAUGAUUUCAAUCCCAUUGACAUCAAUGACAGAGAAUUUGAUUCUUUCAAUGAAGAUUUUUCUGACAGCACAGAAGAAUCAGAAGAAGAAGAAGAAGAAGUUGAAAAAAUUUUGCCGCCUAUUCCCAUGAUAACUGAACGUAAAAAAAAGCCAGAGUUAAAUUAUAAAAUAAGUGGAAGUCGUCUGGAGUAUUCUCGUCGCAGUAAAAUAAAGAAGAAAAAUAAUUCAUGGCGAAUAUCGAAUCGAUUAAAUUUUCUAGCGAAACCUAAGCAUCAAAUAAAACUUAAUGACAGUCCGAGUCGGAUUAAAAUGAAGAAACGAAAGACCAGGAUGAAAAAAGUUAAAUCAAAAAGCGUCGAGUCGAGACGAGUGAGUGAGGUUCAAAAAGAAGCUUCUGAAGAAGACGAAUGUCCAAUAAAUCAUUAUGAAUCAGUAAACGAACUGAAGGAAGAUCCAUCAAUGCCAUUAAAUAUUGAGCCAGCUGUAGAAAAUGUCGAGAUAAUUGAGAAGUUAAAUGAAAAAUGGCCAGACGUUGUUGAAAUUUAUCACAAUAUUGCUGCGCAAAAUAUAAGUCCGUCUGCUGUGUCUAGUAAACAACAUUUUAAAUUAGAUAUUAAACAGAAUUUUAAUUCAAAGGAUGAUAAACAUUUUGAUGAAGCCAUUGAAGAGUUUAAACCACACGAAAUUGUUGAACAAAACAGUAUCAGGCAAGAAGAAUAUCUUCGAGUGGACAUCAAACAAAAUGUCUUCAGUCACCAGCACACCCAUACUAGGAACCAAGAGACAUUUAAGCAUCCUGAUAGUCGAUCAACUCCGAUGGAUUCCUGGUGCUGCGAAUCAUUUUCAGUGAGACGGUAUCAGCAACCGACAAUUGCUUCCCAAUUGAAGAAAGUCAACAGAUGCUACUUCACGACGCGAUUUGACAUAAAAAAUAUUCCAUUCGUCGUUGGAACUUCGGUCACUCGUAGUCAUAAUCUGGGAUUAAAUAUUCAGCAAGUUUGGAGUCUUAUGAAAAAUCGACAGCCGGAAAUAUUAAAUGAAAUUAGGCCAGUACUUAUUCGCAAAGUCGGUCAGAUAUUCGGCUCGACAAUGAAUCCAGGGUCGAUGCAUGUCGAAAAUUGUCAUGGUAAUGAAGGAUCGAUUAUUUCUUCAAAGCAAACGUUCCGUCAGGAAUCAGUUGAACAUCCAGGCGGUAGAGUUUCAUUGAAAAAUAAACAAUAUGGAGAUUCUAUUGACGCUGCGCAUUUUACCAAAAGCUCAUUAUUGAGACAACGAGAAGAACAACUGAAAAAAAGUGAUACUCUAAUUUCAAAAUGUAAAAGUUUUACCAACGACUCGGGAAAUGUUCAAAAAGUUUUACUUCGACUGCAAGAUCAGUUUGAAGAAAUGAACAAAAAGUACGAAAAACUUGAAGGAAAAAUAAAGAAACUAAACGACGAAAGUGUCAGAGAAGAAUUGAGUAAACUCGAGUCAGAGCUGAAUGAUAAAGAAGAAGAAAUUUAUGCCGUAGCUGGUCUGUACACAGAAGUAAGGGCUCUGAAGCAACAAAUUAAAAUGAUGCAUCAAAAGAAAAGUCUUCUUUACAUAACUACCGAAAGUGCUGGGAAGCUACUGAAAAAUUCUUCAAUGCUAAGCCGCUCGCGAACUUCAUACCCGCUCGAAUCUUUUCAUCGUCAGCAGAGACCCAGGACAUCUUGCAAUACAAAACCUCCAACGUCUUCUCGGCUCGUGGGGCUCUUACGUCACAUCCAGUCUGUCCAGCAGCAGCUAACGACUUAAAUUAAUGAGAGUUAUAUUUUUUAAAAUAAAUUUUUUUUAGUAAAAGAAAAUUAUAGAUGUCAGCUUUUAUUUUUUUUGCUGUUUUGAUAUACAAUAUACAUAAAUGUUUAUUUUCAUGUGUUGUUUAUAUACAAAUAUUUAAAACACAUUUUUUUUUAAAUAAUUAAUGAUCAAAGUUUACGGGUUUGUUUUUUUUCGUAUUAUUAUUAUUUAUAAUAAUUGUAGUGCAAAUUUAAAUUUGCAUCAUUUUAUGUUUCUCAAUUAUUCUCUACAGGCAACAAUUAUUGUAUAGGAUUUUUUUUUAGACAAUACAAGUCAUUCGCGGUUUUUUUUAAGACUGAUUACUUUAUUUUAUUUACCUAGUGUAAUUUUAACGUACGUUAAUCUGUUUCUCUUUACUAAUUAAUAUACUAAAAUCUAUAUACUAUAAUUUUAAUAUAAAUUUAAUUAAUAAUUCAUUUUAAUUGUUUUUUUUUCGAUGAGGAUCACUCAAGAUAUGUUGACAAUUUACAACCAAUUAUUCAUUUAUAAAAUUAUAUAAUUAUAAAUAUUUAAGAUAAUAAUAAAACAAUUAAAAAGUUUAAAGCAAAUUGCAAAUAGAUAAUAGAGCAGCUAAAAAUAUUUAUAUUUUUAAUUUAUUGUUUCUUUUAAAUCAAUAAAUUAAUUAUAAAUUUUUAUUAUAAAUAAAAAUCACAGCGUUUCAGCUAGUUUGUAAGUACUAAAUAGUUUACAUAUUAAUAAGCAAUAUUUUUAUCAAAUUUUUUCUUCCCAAAACUACACUACGAAUUAUUUUUUUUUCUCCAAUUACAAAAGUGUUAGUAGAAAAACCAACAAAAAUUUUAAUUAACAAAUUUAUAAAUUUAUAAUUAAAUGGAAAUAAUAAUUAAUAUUAAAUAAAUUUAUAUUUUCAUCCGUUCAUGACACAAAAUAUCUCUCAUAUCACAGACUAAAGAUGCUUUGGUAUUAAAAAAAAAAGAAUUGUGAGAACGUAAAAGAAAAAAAUAUUUAAUAAUAAUUUAAAAAAACAAACAAACAAUAAAUAUAUAAUUUCAUUGUCAAGUUUAUAUUUUUGAGCAUUCAUCAACGCACAAGCACUUUCAUUCAAUGAAAUGUGCAGAAAAUAUCAUCAUCAUUAUUAUUUAUCGUUAUAUUUAAUAAUAAUAUUUAUUACUAUUAAUAUUAUUUUGUUUUUAAAAAAUUUUUUCUUUGAAAGCUCAAUAGAUUUAUUAAGUAUUUUUUUUUCUUUUUAUUUUUUUUGUACGUGUUAUUCAAGACGAUAACAGUUGAUAGGAUUUCCACGUAAUUAUUAUACAACGUUUGAUAUAUCUUUCAUAGAUAGAUAUUUCUACGCAAUACAAAAUAAUCCAUCUUUAUUAUUUUUAUUUUAUUUUUUCUUCUCUAUAUUAUUCUCGCUAACGCCGAGCAUAAUAUAUAACUAUAAAUAUAGUAAUAUAUAUUUAUGUUAUUGUAAUCGUUAUUUACAUAUUUAAACUCCAAAAAUAAACGAAAAAAAAAUAAGUUUGCGACAAGAGUAUAUCCCAUUUAUAAAUAUCAAAGUGUAACAAAUAACGUAUACAAAUAAAUAAAUCAAUCAAUAUAUAUAGAUAUUUUUUUUUAUUUAAAUAUAUAUAUGACGUGGAAACGUUAUUUUAAAAUUUACGAAAAUAUU